Manduca sexta (tobacco hornworm) is the source of this 1472-nucleotide messenger RNA. Its product is annotated as YLP motif-containing protein 1-like. The record is from RefSeq and is a predicted model, not a curated record. The transcript is spliced from 3 exons. Bases 207 to 1472 code for a protein of 421 amino acids. NCBI's taxonomy places the organism in Eukaryota, Metazoa, Arthropoda, Insecta, Lepidoptera, Sphingidae.
UUGAAACGGGGGAAAAGUGGAUGAUGGGAGACGUUUUGAUCAGUUUCGUAAUUUAUUCUAAAUACGUUGAUAAUGUUUUCGUUAUAAAAUAAUCAGUAGCGAGUGUUAAAGACGAUUUUACAUUAUCUAGUGUAAUAUCAGUGAGAUUUAUUCAGUCCGUUGUUAGCGUUACUCGUAGAUGGUAAUACAAAAUUUUCUUGUACACAAUGGAGAAUCAAAAUAAUGAUUAUUCUUCCGUUGUUGAUACAAUUGCUAGUAUGUUUGGGGAUGUGAUAACUAAAGAAGUAAUAUGCACAAUUGUGGAGAGCUUCGAAGGCGAUUUGAACCUAUCAGUGGACGCUGUCAUGAAUAUUACAAGUGACACUAAGAAUGUAAGUCAAAGUGAAGAGGAAGUAACAAGUUCCAGUCAAUUACAAGUUGUACAGAUUCCAACUACAAGUCAAGAUGAAAGUCCCGGUGACUCUAGUCUGGUGGUACCUUCAACAUCUUAUGCUUCUGCCUCAAACAAAGGGGCUAUACCAAAGCAAACCUCAAAGCCAAAGACCGUCAAUAACAAAGCAGCCUUCUGGACAGAACAAAUCCGUCAAAUAAUUGCAUACCAUAACCAAGGUGCCAGAGUCCUGAUCAUUUUGAGAGGAGCACCUGGUUCGGGAAAAACAUUUCUCGCCAAACAGAUUAUAGAAAUGACCAUUGGUUCCACUUAUCAUGCUUACAAAAAACAUACAUUCAGUACUGAUGACUUUUUUGUGACAAGGGGUCAAUAUCAAUAUGAUAAAUCUAGACUGAGUGAUGCUCAUACAUGGAAUCAGAAUAGAGUUAGAGUGGAGCUAUGUAAAGGACUAAGUCCGGUCAUUGUGGAUAAUACUAAUAUUGAACUAUGGGAGAUGGAACCAUAUGUAAGGCAGGGUGUCCAAAAUGGUUAUUAUAUUGAAGUAGUAGAACCCAAUACUUAUUGGGCGAAAAAAGCAAAUCAGUUAUGUAAGCGUAAUGUGCACAAUGUUCCAUUUGCAACUAUCAAAAGAAUGUUGGAGAAUUAUCAGGAUAAUAUAUCAGGACUAUACUUAAUACAAGCAUAUGGUCUCUUAUAUCCUGAAAACAUGGUUCCACCGGUAUUGAGGAAUGAUCCUCCUCUGAAGGAUAAUGAAAAUGUUGAAGCUGAGGCUGAUAAACCAGAAGAAAAAACUAAGAUAAAAACUCAAAGUGAUCUUACUGAAUUUCAAGAAGAGUUUUCUUCUGUGUUAAAGAUUCAGGAAACUAGUGCUACUGAAGGAUUGACCGAAGCUAUUCCACAAGGUGAAUGUUUAAAUAUUAAUGAACUAGAGCAAAAUUGCAUUGCAACCGAGGAAGCACCAGAACAGCUCCAAACAAACAUACAGGACAGUAGUCCUGAGGAAUUAUCUCAGCAUGAGAUUAUAAAACACCAACUUAUUAAGGAGGCUCAGAAACAUCUAGAAGAAAUGCACCAGUUGUAA